This is a messenger RNA of Rosa rugosa (rugosa rose), 324 nucleotides long. Its product is annotated as glycine-rich protein 23-like. Lineage: Eukaryota; Viridiplantae; Streptophyta; Magnoliopsida; Rosales; Rosaceae. The record is from RefSeq and is a predicted model, not a curated record. The coding region runs from base 1 to 324 and encodes 107 amino acids. The transcript has a single exon.
AUGCUUGGGAAAGUUGUGUUCGUGUUGUUCUUGAUCAUUACCUCAACAGCUGCCAUAGGUGGAGGUGGAGGACGUGGCGGAGGGGGAGGCGGUGGAGGGGGUGCAAGUGGAGGAAGUGGCGGAGGUGGAGGAAGUGGAGGCGGUGGAGGGGGUGCAAGUGGAGGACGUGGCGUAGGUGGAAGAAGUGGAGGCGGUCGAGGGGGUACAAGUGGAUAUGUAGGAGGUGGAGGGCAUGUAAGUGGCGAUGUAGGAGGUGGACGUGGAGGCACUCUUGGUUCAGCAGCAGCUGUGCUUUGUUACAUGACCUUGCAAUACUUGCUGUGA